Molecule: messenger RNA, 1635 nt
Organism: Arabidopsis lyrata subsp. lyrata
Lineage: Eukaryota; Viridiplantae; Streptophyta; Magnoliopsida; Brassicales; Brassicaceae
Product: transcription factor HHO6
Exons: 5
Coding region: 265-1299 (344 amino acids)
Biological process (GO): regulation of DNA-templated transcription
Molecular function (GO): DNA binding; DNA-binding transcription factor activity
Source: RefSeq, a predicted model, not a curated record
AGAUAAAAAAACCCCACAAGACAGAAUCUUCUAGCUUUCCUCUUCCUUCAAUCAAUCUUCUUCUCUCUUCUCUCUUUCUCUCUACCAAAAGAUUCCACAACAAACAUUGUCCUCUUUCUAAUAUAUAAUCGCUUCUCAUAGAUCUCACACUCUGAUUUGCUUACUAUAUUACUCUCUUUGUUGUUUUGUAUAUCCAGAGAGUGGAUUGGGAUCAUGCCAAAUUCUGGAAAAGUUUUGAGUUUUUAAGAUCGAGAACAAAUAAAAAUGGGUUCUUUGGGUGAUGAGCUGAGUUUGGGAUCGAUCUUUGGGAGAGGAGUUUCGAUGAAUGUUGUAGCGGUCGAGAGAGUUGAUGAACAUGUUAAGAAGCUUGAAGAAGAGAAGAGAAAGAUCGAAAGUUUUGAACUUGAGCUUCCUCUGUCUUUGCAGAUUUUAAACGAUGCGAUUUUGUAUCUCAAGGAUAAGAGAUGUUUAGAGAUGGAGACUCAACCAUUGUUGAAAGAUUUCAUCUCUUUUAAUCGGGAAGAAGGUGAGAUUGAAUUGGUGAAGAGAGAUGAGCUAAUGAGGGAGAAGAAGUUUCAGCAAUGGAAAGCUAAUGAUGAUCACAUCUCUAACCGAAGAUUCUCAGACACUAGUAAGAUCAAGAGCAAGCUUGAGAUUGAGAGAAAUCAGAGAAAUGAGGAGAAAUCUUCUAUGUUGUUGAUUCCAAAAGUAGAAACUGGUUUAGGCCUCGGUUUAGGUUUGAGUUCCAUAAGAAGAAAAGGGAUUGUUGCCUCUUGUGGUGGAUUUACUUCUAACUCUAUGCCACAACCACCACCACCACCAGCAGUAGUACCACAGCAACCAGCAUUUCUUCAGCAGCAAGCUUUAAGGAAGCAAAGAAGGUGUUGGAAUCCUGAGUUGCAUCGCCGUUUUGUCGAUGCAUUGCAACAGCUAGGUGGACCGGGAGUGGCAACUCCUAAACAAAUUAGAGAACAUAUGCAAGAAGAAGGCUUAACCAAUGAUGAAGUCAAGAGUCAUUUACAGAAAUACAGGUUACACAUCAGGAAGCCGAAUCCGAAUGCGGAGAAACAAUCAGCAGUUGUUUUAGGGUUUAAGUUAUGGAAUUCAUCAUCGCAAGAGGAAGAAGAAACAGGUGAAGGAGGAGAAUCAUCGAAGAGAUGCAAUUCACAAUCGGAUUCUCCUCAAGGUCCUUUGCAGUUACCUUCUACAACAACUACAACUGGUGGAGAUAGUAGCAUGGAAGAUGUUGAAGAUGCUAAGUCUGAGAGCAUUCAAAUGGAGAGAUUGAGAUCUCCAUAAACCUCAAUCCUUUUUCAAGAAACCAAACUCUUGAUCACGGUUUUGUUAUUUUGGAUUCAUUACUAUUUGUAUUAGUAGUGAAUGAGAACAAUAAUUAUAGAAAGGUUAUAGAUAUAUAUAUAUAUAGAGAGAAAAAAAAGAGCUAUAGAGUGAGGAUGGUUCAAAUUAUUUGCAGAGAUUGUUAUUAGCCUUGUUUUGUGUACGGCUUUUUUGGUUGGGGUUUAAAUUUGAGGCAUUAUUAUCUAAGUAAUAAUUUUGAUGUUUGUUUCAUAAUUUUGUAUGUUUACAAAAAGAGCAUAAUAAUAGGAGGGACAUAAGCAUGUGUUUGGUCAUUUA